CUCUUAUUCUUUCGUUUCCUCUGUUUAGAGAUCUUCAAUGGGGAGUUUGCAAGAGCAAAUUCCAUUUCUUAAAAUCGGUAGAAAGUUCGUUUAUGUUGAAACUCCUAUGAGGAUUAUAGGGAUUAUAUCUUCAUUGAUCUCCAUAGUAUUAAUGGUCACAUAUAAGCAAGUGUCAGUGUUUCUUGGUGUUGAAUUUGUUGCCAAGUAUUCUUACUCUCCUGCUUUCAAGUACUUUGUAGUGGCGAAUGGAGUUGCAUGUUUCUUCUCGGCCGUGUCGCUGUUUUUAGUUAAACCAUGUUCGAAAAAUCCAGAUCAAAACAAGUAUUUCAUCAUCUUCAUGACUGAUUUGGUGGCGACAGUGUUUUGUGCAACAGGAUGUGCAGCUGCAACAUCAUUCGGAUAUACUGCUCUUCACGGGAACGAACAUACGGGCUGGAUGAAAAUAUGUGAUCAGUUCAAGAAAUUCUGUCACAGAAGCAUUGAGUCUAUAGUUUUAGCCUACUUUGCAUCUCUGCUCUUCCUAUUUUUAACCAUCUGGUCUGCAUGGAAAUCGAGCAAAUUACAUGGAGUAAUUGAUUGCAAAUAAGUUAGAUUUGUAUGCUAUUACGUCUUCGAUUCUUAACUAUGUAAGAUGCUAAAUAAAAGAUUUUAGCGAAAAUCGGAAAGACAUUUCACGGCUGGAAUACCAUGUAUAUAUCUUCAGAAAUGGUAGUUCUAAUCUUUUACUUAUCA
Molecule: messenger RNA, 732 nt
Organism: Papaver somniferum (opium poppy)
Lineage: Eukaryota; Viridiplantae; Streptophyta; Magnoliopsida; Ranunculales; Papaveraceae
Product: CASP-like protein 1F1
Exons: 3
Coding region: 38-586 (182 amino acids)
Source: RefSeq, a predicted model, not a curated record